Messenger RNA from Myzus persicae (green peach aphid), 2182 nucleotides. RefSeq lists its product as uncharacterized. NCBI's taxonomy places the organism in Eukaryota, Metazoa, Arthropoda, Insecta, Hemiptera, Aphididae. Gene Ontology annotation, molecular function: protein binding. The record is from RefSeq and is a predicted model, not a curated record. The transcript has 2 exons. Bases 467 to 1711 code for a protein of 414 amino acids.
UUAAUACGUAUAUGAUUAUAUUUUUGUGUCUUUUGCGUAAUCGGGGUCUGGGUCAAACACGAUUAUAAAGAAUUGUGUGCACAAAAUAUUUCCAUAUUAUAAUCAUUGUGUACUUGUGUCAAACUGUUAAGUUAGAGAUAUCACAGAAUAUAAAAAAAAUAAUCGUGAUAUGGAUUCAUACAUAACACUUUCGUGGUAUAAAACAAAAAUGUACUGUAAGCGAUGAAUAUUUCUCCAUGAAUUUGUACGUAUGACAAACAUUUACGAGUGCUGACAUAAUAAGUGAUAAGGUUAUGUUAAUCGGCGUUUGCACGGACGCACGGUUUCAACAUUCUACAAGUAACUACUAAAAAGUGUGACUGGUGUGAGCAGUGUACUAGUGACUAGUGAGGUUAGUUCUUCCGUAUUAUGUACAUGAUUUAGUGUGAUUCAAUAUUGUAAUUUGACGAAAAUAAAAAAAUUCAAAAUGGAUAGUUCAAUAUGCCCAGCAUGGAGUGACAUGGAUUCAGUGGACGCCAUUUCUCUUUCAUCUUUGAAUAUAAAUCCUCGUGCUGAUAUUUCUAAACAAGUCAAUGAAACAGAAAACGUUCGUGAGGUUUAUCUACCACCUGAAGUGUUGGAAAAAAUUGUUUGUUAUUUUGAUGGCGAGACUUUGGUUAAAUUCAAACGGUUGUCAAAGACAUGUCAUGAUAUUACUACUAAUGCACUUCGUUUUAAUAAACUGUGGAAAAAAAUCUGCUAUCAAGAAAUACCAAAGAAAUAUUUAAUUGAUCUGUUAACCAAACAGUUUGAUAGUAAUAUUCCAUUUGAUUUACUUACAGAUGUUCAUUAUGAAAUGGCUUAUAAAAAAUGGCUUGAAUGGCAAAAUCCUAAUUUUAAAAUAUCCCGUAUAGCACAACACAAUUUUUUGGGUCUUAAUGGAGUAGAUAAAAUUAUUUGUCAUAAACUUGAUGUCAUGAUUGUAUUUUCAAAUUUUAUGUAUAUGUUUUCACUUACAAAAAACCAGAACACAGGAGACUAUGAUCUUAGAACUGCUAAUAUAGAAGAUUGCAAAUUAAACACAAUAGUAGUGUUAAAUCCUAGACCUACAACAAAUCAAGAAACUGGAGAAGAUAAUACUUUCAUUGAAUGCCGUGAAGAACAUUCAAAUGUGUGCCCUUUGCAUAACACAGUUAAAGUAGUACAUGAUGGAAUUAGAAGAGAACAUUAUACUGGAAAACUUGUUGAUGUGGACAUGUGCGCUUAUACUAAUGUAUGCUGCUGGGUCCGAGAAACAUGGUAUGAAUGGCAUUCAAAUACUAAUUCAAAAGCUAUCAAAGGUCAUUUAUGCCCACAUUUAAGUUACCUUUUGUUUACAUCAGUAGUUCAUGGGUUGAUAAUCAGUCGGAAUCAGGUAAAUAGCAUCUUAAUUCAUGGUAUUUAUAAGAACUCGUGUAUUAUGGCAAGCUCAUGGUUGAAGAAAAAAUAUUCAGGAGCUUCUGCGAUAUACUUGUAUACAAAUAUUUUGUUUGUUGGAACUCUAAAUGGUUUCUUAUUGGCAUAUCGUUUGCACUGUAUGGAUGAUUUAAUUAAUCUCAAGGACGAGAAUAUAUUAUUGGAAGUAAAAUUGGACAUUGGUCAAAUAACUAUGUUUGACAUCAUUGAUUUUGAAGAUCUUAAAGCCUUAGUAGUUGCAUCUGUGUCAACUGUUCUGUGGAUUAAAAUUAAUUAGAGUAUAUUAUGUGUGUUCAUAGCUAUUUUUAAAGACUGUGUGUUAUUAUAAAGAGAAACUGAAGACUUUAAUUCUAUCAUUAAAAUCAAACAUUUACAGAUUCAUAAUUACAAUUUUUUUAUUUUAUUAUUUUUAUACUAAUUAUCUCUUUAUCAUCAAAAAUUUAAAUUAACAAAAAUAAAUAAAUUUAUAUACUUCAAUAUAUUGGAUCUUAUUAGAUCCUAAAUUUUUUAAAUAUUUAGUUUGUUUCUCUAUAAAUACUUGUAUAAUGUAAUACUUUUAACUAUGAAUUUACUAAAAACUAAUGAUUCAAUUUUCUUUAAAUUAAGUUUUUGUUCAGGGCUGGGCAGUAUCGAAGAUAAGUAUUUAAGAUAUGUAUCAGAAAUAUAAUGGUUUUGUAUUGGGAUAAUUUUUUGGCUUAUAUCUAAUAUAUUUUAAGUAUUUGUAAUUAUUUUUACAACAUAAUACAAU